AUGACGUCGAUUAAAGAAGACGAAAAGAAAGAAAUUCCGGAAAUUAUCCACGAUCCCCAGACGAACUGCACCUAUCAGAGGUUACGAUUCUUUGGCAAGGGUGGCUUUGCUAAAUGCUAUGAGAUCCAAGACAUAUCCACUAACCAAAUAUGGGCAGGGAAAAUAGUUUCCAAAAAACUGAUGGUGAAGUCAAGUCAGAAGGAGAAAAUGGCUCAGGAGAUAUCCAUCCACCGAUCACUGCAGCACAAGCAUGUGGUUGGCUUCCACAGCUUCUUCGAAGAUUCCCUCAAUAUCUACAUCAUUCUUGAGUUGUGUAAGAGACGGUCCAUGAUGGAACUACACAAGAGAAGAAAAGCCAUCACGGAACCAGAGACAAGAUUCUAUAUGCACCAAAUACUCCUUGGAGUGCAGUACCUGCACAGCAAGCGUAUCAUCCACCGUGAUCUGAAACUUGGAAACUUAUUCCUUGAUGAUGACCUCCAUGUCAAAAUAGGAGAUUUUGGACUUGCUGCUAGAAUUGAAUAUGAAGGAGAGAGGAAACAAACAUUAUGUGGCACACCAAACUACAUUGCACCUGAGAUACUGACGAAGAAGGGACAUUCCUUCGAAGUGGACAUCUGGAGUCUGGGAUGCAUUAUGUACACACUACUUGUUGGCAAGCCGCCGUUUGAGACAUCUACACUCAAGGACACAUAUAAGAGGAUCAAACAGUGUGAAUACAGGAUCCCAUCAUCACUGCGCAAGCCCGCGGCAUCGAUGAUUGUAUUGCAGCUGCAAUCGAACCCCGCGCGACGGCCAUCUGUUGAUAAGUUGCUGCAGCACGAGUUCUUCUCGUCCGGCAUCAUGCCCGCCGCACUUCCACUCUCCUGCCUCACUACGGCGCCCAGGACCGACCAGCUGGAGGGCAUCGCGCUGCACCGCCGACCACUCAACGAGGUUAACACUAAUGAUCACGUGGCGAUGGCCGUGGACUCGCCAGUGAAGCGCGAGGCGAUACCCGCAGAGCCGCGCGCCGUGGAACCGACUUCACACAGACAGAACUUGAUUGCACUUCGCGAUCAACUUGCCUCUUUGCUUGUUAGCAAGCUGAAAUGCCGUCCAGAGUGUCUCACGGAUGAAUUGAGCGAUCCUGCGGCCCAGCCGUUGGUGUGGGUGGGGAAAUGGGUAGAUUACAGCGACAAGUAUGGCUUUGGCUACCAGCUGUGCGAUGAGAGUGUCGGCGUUAUGUUCAACGACACCACUAAGCUCAUCAUGCUGGCUAAUGGACUGAACGUGCACUACAUCAACCGGCAGGGCCAGGAACAAUAUAUGACGAUGCGCGAAUAUCCAACGGAACUUGACAAGAAGAUGAAACUUCUCACCUAUUUCAGAAGAUAUAUGACUGAACAUCUUAUGAAAGCUGGUGCUUCAGUACCAGUAAGAGAGAGUGAUGGACUGUCUCGAUUACCACAUUUGCAUCAGUGGUUCAGAACCACACUGGCAGUUAUCAUGUACCUGACUAAUGGAACACUUCAGAUUAACUUCCAAGACCACACAAAGAUCAUCUUGUGUCCGCUGAUGCAAGCUGUCACCUACAUUGACGUGGAAAAGAACUUCAGAACAUUCCGCUUCAGCACAAUUGAGGAGCACGGCUGUGAUAAGAAGCUUUACACAAACCUAACAUAUGCACUGGAGAAACUAAACAGUGUACUAGCUAAUAAGCUCUGUUAG
Molecule: messenger RNA, 1710 nt
Organism: Spodoptera littoralis (African cotton leafworm)
Lineage: Eukaryota; Metazoa; Arthropoda; Insecta; Lepidoptera; Noctuidae
Source: the annotation of a GenBank genome assembly